AUGCCCCGCCAUUCAAUUUCUGCGCAUAUGUCUCAAAUAACUGAUGGCGACAUAGCUUUGAUCACUCCCAUCUCACCCUCAAAUGCACCUUGGGACCAGUGUCCUCCAUCAUACUCUGGAAAUGCAAUGAACACUAUUGGGUGGAGUUACUACCCUCUACCACCGUCCCCGCCUAUCUCUGUCGGCUCAAAUAUCACUGACUCUCCUGGACCUGCAUCUUCUAAUACAACUCCUGACUCUGCACGAGACAAGGAACAACAAUUGUGCUUGCCUACACACCAGGUCUUUGACUUCCCUGAGGUGCCGAAUGUAUCGUCACCUUCACCAUCUAUCUCUCCACCGCUAUCAAAGUCCUCUCAGCCACCUAUUUCCAUUGACACUCACAUGCAUGCGGAAGGGCUAUCUUCCCUCCCUGUCGCAGGCCCUUCGAAGAGACCACGAACUGGCGGAGAGCGUAUCACAACGAAAGACUUUGUGCCACCUGAUGUAUCAGGGCUGAGUAAACGUGAAGCACGUCUGGUCAAGAACCGCGCCGCUGCUUUCCUCAGUCGACAGCGGAAGCGGGAGGAAUUCGAGGCUAUGGAGAUUCGCGUCAAGGAGCUAGAAGAUGAUAAUGUGCGGCUGCAAACUGCUGCCAAAAGAGGACACGCCUAUGACGAGCUGCUCUCGGAAGUCGAACAAAUACGCACUCGCCUUUCUGCAUCUGAAAAAAGGGGGCGCGAGUUGAAGGCCGAACUUUCACGAAGAUCAAUCAGUGAUGUCCACGUGAAGACAGAAAACUACGAACACUCUUUGACACCAGUCUCGCCAUCUGCCUCGUUGCCAAUGCACUCUCAUCAGAGAUCAGGAGCAAGUCUCGGCCUGAUGGUUCUCCUAUGCACGCUACCGGCGUCCCUUCUUUCCAUGUCUCCAAGAUCACUUCCCACGACAUACUAUAUUCCCCCGACGGAUCCCUCGGUCCUACACCCCUCGUGCAACUUCGACUACAACUCCAUCAUCCCAACAGAUUUCGAAUGGACACCACAUCCUGACGGGGGAGCAGUGAUGAACCUCGGUUUUAGCGAUCUCGGAAAGCUUUCUUCGGGCGCUGGAUCUUCGUCCCCUCGCAAAGUUGAAAUCCACUCCGAAGCCAUCAGAGCCCUUGGGGGAUUCGAAAUUUCCUUCGAUGUCAGUCCAGUCAAUGACGGAAAAGUUCAGGUUCGGAUCUAUCCUUCCCAAUCACACCAUAUCAACCGGGAUCCCCAACGUCCACCCCCAUCCUCGAUGCCUAUGUGGUUCGAGUCAGCACCAAAUAACUACAACUUUGCAGGUGCCUUGACAUUUACCGCAUCGUCGACACCGGGAUCGUCUUUCGUACCGUUGACUAGCGAUUUUGACUUGGAUCCUUUUCUGGGUGGAGUUCACGACUCAGGAAUGCCGUAUGGCAGUGGUGGACCGGCGUUCGGCCACCAUCCAUCGGAUGCCACAUUUGAACAUAUACCAGGGUUUUUGAAUGGCACUCGCAACGACUUCUCCAAACACCGUUCGCGAGUUGCCAUGAGAAACCUGCCAGCUGUCGGGAUGGAAGGAGAGUGGGAGGUUCAAGCCUGUUAAUCCUACCGCAGUCGGUCAACCGCGUUACUCGACAGCCGUUACUCAUGUCCCAUCUACUACUUGCACUCAGCUGCUCUGAUUGAAGUUACCUGGAUAAACCUCAUCGGAAUUUAUAUCACUAGUAUCUACUUUACUGGCUUGAGCUGGCCUUGAAGCAAUUGCUCGCAUUAUUUUUUC
Molecule: messenger RNA, 1770 nt
Organism: Suillus discolor
Lineage: Eukaryota; Fungi; Basidiomycota; Agaricomycetes; Boletales; Suillaceae
Exons: 3
Coding region: 1-1593 (530 amino acids)
Biological process (GO): regulation of DNA-templated transcription
Molecular function (GO): DNA-binding transcription factor activity
Source: RefSeq, a predicted model, not a curated record